Sorex araneus (European shrew) is the source of this 2430-nucleotide messenger RNA. It is a transcript of the gene ARMCX1, whose product is annotated as armadillo repeat containing X-linked 1. The coding region runs from base 673 to 2043 and encodes 456 amino acids. The record is from RefSeq and is a predicted model, not a curated record. Lineage: Eukaryota; Metazoa; Chordata; Mammalia; Eulipotyphla; Soricidae. Gene Ontology annotation, molecular function: protein binding. Gene Ontology annotation, cellular component: mitochondrion. The transcript is spliced from 5 exons.
AGGACCGAGCCGCUGGCUCUCUGGUAGUAGGAGUGGUUGGUAAUUGGGGUCCUGAGCUCACGGGUGACGUGGCCCUCACGUGAGCAGGAGCAGACGUGUGCAGACUUCUUUUGAAUCCUGCCGUUCCGAUCGGGCUGCCUCCCCGGGGUGCCUCGAGGGCGGCCGGGCGGCCGAGCCCACUCCGGCAGGGCGCCGCGCGACCCGGAGCCGAGGCACAAAGGAAUCAGGACUCUGGCCCAGCGUCCCCACAGCUCGUGCGGGAAAGGAGGGUGGCGUGAGGAGUCAGGGGUGAGAUCUCUUUGACGGCCAGCACCCUGGAUUCGGAAGAGCUGGGCGCUGCGACUUGCCGAAGUUCUCUUCCCCCGCCUCGUCAUCACCGUGGUGGUCCCCGUGUGCAUCCGUGGAGCCCUCCAGAAAUAGGAAGAAGCGGGAACUUGCCCCGAAACAAACUUGCAGAACGAAGUACCCUACAGGACUAGAAAGAAAAGGAAGAAACUGCUUGACCCCCGAAGGUGCCCUCGAGGUGCUCUUGCACCCAGGACCUCUGAAGGGUCAGGUCGUGCUAUAUCGGUGGCGGCAGCAGCAGCGGAACCUGCCAGUUGUAGCUGACGACCACACUACUCCUGGUCAGGGCAAACUCUUGUGCCUGGGGUUCAGGCAUUUGUCCCCAGCAUGGGCCGUACAAGGGAAGCUGGCUGUGUGGCUGCUGGUGUGGUGAUAGGGGCUGGUGCCUGCUACUGCGUGUACAAACUGACCUGGGGAAGAGACGAGAAUGAGAAAAUCUGGGAUGAUGAUGACGACGAAGAAGAUGAGGAAGAGUCUAGUGAUCUUUCAGAGACUGGGGUUGAAACUGGGAAAGCACCUAAUGCAGGGGUGGGGGCUGGAGCUAGACUUCAGAGUGUCUCAAAGGGCAGGGAGGUGGGCGUGCAAUCUGAGGCUAGUCCGGAUGUAAAGGUGGAAGCCAAUUUGAAGGUCCAGAGUGGAGGUGGCCUAGAGGCCAAGGCCAAGGCCCUUUUCAGCACUCUAAAAGAACAGGCAAGUGCAAAGGCUGGCAGAGGGCCCAGGCCGGGUAACAUCUCUGGGACUAGGACCCUUGCACCAAGUUUACCCUUCCCAGCAGGCAGAGGUGGGAGCUGCCACCCCACCAAGAAUGGGACUAAGUCAGGGAGCAGGUCAAGUGGAAAACCUAAGGGAAAGUCCAAAAGUAAAAGCUCAAAGACUUUACCUACAUCCUGGCCUGUUCGCAGAGGUAAAUUCAACUUUCCCUAUAAAAUUGAUGAUAUACUGGGUGCUACUGACCUUCAGAAAGUUCUUAACAUCCUGGAAAGAACGAAUGAUCCCUUUAUUCAAGAAGUGUCUUUGGUCACUUUGGGUAACAAUGCAGCAUAUUCGUUUAACCAAAACGCCAUUCGUGAACUGGGUGGUCUCCCAAUCAUUGCAAAAAUGAUAAAAACAAGAGACCCUAUUAUUCGGGAAAAGGCUUACAAUGCCCUAAAUAACUUGAGUGUGAAUGCUGAAAACCAGGGUAAGAUUAAGGCUUACAUCAGCCAAGUGUGUGAUGACACUAUGAUCUGUCGUGUGGAUUCACCUGUGCAGAUGGCUGGACUUAGACUGUUAACCAAUAUGACUGUGACCAAUCAUUACCAACAUUUGUUGUCUUACUCUUUUCCAGACUUUUUUGCUUUGUUAUUUCUGGGAAAUUACUUCACCAAGAUUCAGACUAUGAAACUAAUCAUAAACUUUACAGAAAAUCCAGCCAUGACAAGAGAACUGGUUGCUUGUAAAGUACCAUCAGAUCUGAUUUCCCUCUUUAAUAAAGAAUGGGACAGGGAGAUUCUUCUUAAUAUUCUCACCCUAUUUGAGAAUAUAUAUGACAACAUAAAAAGUGAAGGACUUGCAUCCUCCCGAAAAGAGUUCAGCAGAAGUUCCCUUUUUUUCUUAUUUAAAGAAUCUGGAGUGUGUGUUAAGAAAAUCAAGGCAUUAGCAAAUCACAAUGAUCUGGUGGUGAAAGUUAAGGUCCUCAAAGUAUUGACCAAACUCUAAGUAGGGAUCUUUUCUAAACAAUAUUAAGACUUUUUUUAGUUUACUUGGGGAACAAUGCAUUUGAUAAUUUUUUGUUACUCACUGUGCUUACAUGGCAGAGAUAAUUUUAGCUGUUAUUUUUGAAUACUAGAUAUCAGAUCAACGGUGAUGCUAGUUGUUAUGCUUGCUUUAAAGUAGACUUUUAAAGAUGCCAAAUGAAUAUUAGUUUAUACACGAGAGCAUUUAUUGAUACUACCAUGUUAACCUAGAUGUUCCUGCUCUUUCCUCUAUCUAAACUAAUAGAGCUAAUUGUGAAUAUGCUGUACUUCUGUAAUGUUUUACAUAUGUUAACCUAAGACUUGUGUUUCACCAAUAAAUUUGUGUUUUAACACAGAAAAGGAAAUUUUA